AUGGCAGGGCUCGACGGAGAGGUCGAAAAGGCUGGACUCGGGGUCGACGACAACGAAAAGUCCAAGGGGAGGGAGAGGAGCGGGACAAAGUCAAGCACCAAAGAGGGCAAAAAGGGCGUGUUUGGAUUCAUGACGGACCUCUUGAACACCAAGUCGGCCGUUGUCAUCUCGGCACCCUACGAUCCGGUGCACUUGACUCACGUCGGUUUCAACUCGGACACCGGCGAAUUCACGGGUCUGCCCAAGGAAUGGCAGCAGACGUUGCAGGCUAACGGUGUAACGCGAGAAGAACAGGAAAAGAAUCCCCAAGCUGUCCUGGAUAUCAUGAAAUUCUACGGAGACAACAUGGCCAACGGUCACAGUAUACAAGAAGGCGUCUUUGACAAGAUGAAAAACGCCGCCGGGUCUAACCGGAGUAGCGGCGAGGCCGAAGGCGAGGCUGGUCAACCAGUCUCCUUGUCACAGGCGGCAGAGAUCGCAAAAGCUCACGGAUCUGAGAACGCGUUCAUGGCCAAAUAUGCUCAUCCUGGAGAUGUUCGGAGCGCACCCCCACCACCAGGCCCGCCUAAACCGUCGAGAAUGCAGAACGUACCUACGGGGACUUCUGUGCCACCGGCGCUCGAUCGAUCAGUCUCGCAGCGAGCACCUCCCACCCAGGUCGCACCGAAAGCGCUCGACCGGUCCAUGUCGCAUCGGCAUCCGGAUCCUCGGCAACCGCCACCUCCCACCGCCCAGCCAAGUCAAAAGGCUCCCAUGCAGUCAUCCCACCCGUCUCGCGCUCCAGGCCAGAGCGGCAGUGCUGCCACAGCGGCCCUGUCGCGUCAAGCGAGUAAGGCCGCCCCAGGUAGUGGAGCGGCGACCCCUCGACGACGGGAAAAGCCCAAGGAGAAUUUCGAUGUAGUCGCACGGCUCAAGGCGAUUUGCACGGAUGCGGAUCCGACCAAGCUGUACAGGAGCCUGGUCAAGAUCGGACAAGGUGCCUCUGGAGGUGUCUACACUGCGUACCAGCUCGGUACCAACGUCUCAGUGGCCAUCAAGCAGAUGAAUCUCGAGAAGCAGCCGAAGCAGGACCUCAUCAUCAACGAGAUCCUCGUCAUGAAGUCGUCUCGCCAUCCCAACAUUGUCAACUACAUCGAUUCUUUCCUUUACAAGGGAGAUCUUUGGGUCGUGAUGGAGUACAUGGAGGGCGGUAGUCUGACCGACGUGGUGACCUGCAACAUCAUGACCGAAGGUCAAAUCGCCGCCGUGAGCCGGGAGACGGCCGAGGGUCUGCGGCAUUUGCACUCGCACGGUGUCAUUCAUCGAGAUAUCAAGAGUGAUAACAUUCUGCUCAGCAUGACCGGUGAUAUCAAGCUCACCGACUUUGGGUUCUGUGCCCAAAUCUCCGAUCCGGCCAACGCCAAGCGGACGACCAUGGUGGGAACGCCGUAUUGGAUGGCGCCCGAGGUUGUGACACGGAAAGAGUACGGCCCCAAGGUCGAUAUCUGGAGUCUGGGAAUCAUGGCCAUAGAAAUGAUCGAGGGGGAGCCGCCAUACUUGAAUGAGAACCCGCUUCGGGCUCUGUACCUCAUCGCAACGAACGGGACACCCAAAAUCAACAACCAGGAGUCACUUUCUCCGGUGUUCCGUGACUAUCUCGCGCGAUGUCUCGAAGUCAAUGCCGACAAGCGACCCGAUGCAGCGCGACUGCUCCAGCAUACGUUCUUUAAAUCGGCCGAACCUCUCAAAACGCUGGCUCCCUUGAUCAAGGCGGCUCGAGAGCAGGCCAGAAAGUAG
Filobasidium floriforme is the source of this 1776-nucleotide messenger RNA. RefSeq names its product kinase-like domain-containing protein. The transcript is spliced from 9 exons. The record is from RefSeq and is a predicted model, not a curated record. Gene Ontology annotation, biological process: intracellular signal transduction; regulation of MAPK cascade; protein phosphorylation. Gene Ontology annotation, molecular function: ATP binding; protein serine/threonine kinase activity. NCBI's taxonomy places the organism in Eukaryota, Fungi, Basidiomycota, Tremellomycetes, Filobasidiales, Filobasidiaceae. The coding region runs from base 1 to 1776 and encodes 591 amino acids. Gene Ontology annotation, cellular component: cytoplasm.